AUGAAUGGGGGAAGCAUACCAAGUGUCUCUAAUUAUGUGAGAACAUCUAUAAAACGAGAAGGAAAGUUUGAUGCUAUCCGAAAGCAAGAAUUAGCUGUAUUAGAAAAUAGUGAUAUUAUGAAUGUUCUGAAGAAUGAUAUCGAACGGCUUGUUAAUGAGUUGAUCAAGGAUAUGCCAGCCAAUAAACAGAGAGAGCAGGUUCAGAAUAAACUCCGAGAAUCUUUGCGAACUCCUAGAUUUGAAGCUCCAAUAAAAAAUUCUGUUCAUUCACAUGUGCACUCUGGUGCGAUUCAGAAUGAUUUGGAGGAAGAUUUACGGAACAAGAUACGAGAAAUAUACGGAUUGCCUCCAAGUUCUGAUCAAGAAUCUGAUAAUAACAAACAGGAGGAAGACGUGGACAUCAUGACCGUUUAA
Molecule: messenger RNA, 414 nt
Organism: Auanema sp. JU1783
Lineage: Eukaryota; Metazoa; Nematoda; Chromadorea; Rhabditida; Rhabditidae
Source: the annotation of a GenBank genome assembly